Messenger RNA from Zygosaccharomyces rouxii, 2238 nucleotides. RefSeq names its product 4-amino-4-deoxychorismate synthase (gene ABZ1). The transcript has a single exon. Lineage: Eukaryota; Fungi; Ascomycota; Saccharomycetes; Saccharomycetales; Saccharomycetaceae. Gene Ontology annotation, biological process: L-tryptophan biosynthetic process. Bases 1 to 2238 code for a protein of 745 amino acids. The record is from RefSeq and is a predicted model, not a curated record.
AUGACUCUUUCUCAAGGCUCUGCACCCUUCAAUGUGCUAUUUAUCGAUUCCUAUGACUCGUUUAGCUAUAACGUAGUACGUUUAGUGGAACAACAGUCCCAUAAGGGCGGUUAUGGAGAAGUCCGAGUUACCACUAUUCAUAAUGAUACUUUUGCACAUGUAUCGGAGUUGAAAAAGUUUCUACCCCAUUUCGAUUGUUUAGUACUCGGUCCUGGUCCAGGUAGCCCAGUUAAUGGUGUAGAAGAUGUUGGUCUAUUGGCAUCAUUAUUCCAAGAUGAUUGCUUGAGUCAAAUUCCAAUAUUGGGCAUAUGUUUAGGGUUCCAGGCGAUGUGCCUUUCGCAAGGUGCACAAGUUAACGAAUUAAGAACCAUAAAACACGGGCAAGUAUAUGAUAUGGAGUUGGCAAAUGAAUCUAAACUGUUUAAAGGGUACCCUUUCCGAUUUAAAUCCACGAGAUACCAUUCUUUGCAUGUAGAACCAUCUUUAGGGUUGAUUCCUCUGGUGCACACUACGGAUGAAAACGGUGAAUUACUUAUGGCUGCACAGGUGGUUGAUAAGCCAUGGUUUGGAGUUCAAUACCAUCCAGAGUCUUGUUGCUCAGAAUUAGGCGGGUUACUUAUUAGUAAUUUUUUGCAUUUGGCUCAAGAGCAUAACGAGCACAGCGGUCGCUUCGAUUAUAAGAAAUCGAUUUACGAUGUGAAUAUUUACGAUGAAUUGGAUAAAACUAUUGAUAAAACGCCGAUAUAUGAGAAUCGGGUGGAUUUGCCGACCAAACACAUUUCCAUAACGGAAUACAACGUAUGUAAAUCGCCUCUGUUGACGCUUUGCAUCUGUGAUUCAGUCGAAGAUCGCAAGUUUGUCAUGGCAUCUUCGUCCCAAGAUCUGCAUAGAGGUAGGUGGUCAAUCAUCUGCUUCCCAAAUGAGAACUCUGACGUUUUGACGCAUUAUGCUACGUUGAACAGGACGACCGCUUAUAAAUGGAGGGAUCAGAAUGUGAGCUGGAAGGAUGUAAACUAUGCACUGGAAAAUAAUUCCAGACAUCCGUGUGUUUUCUCACAAGACAAGGAUCAGUUUUGGCAAACAUUAGGUCAGUUCACCUCAUCUCGUCUUAUCAAUGCAAGACCUGAUUUGCCAUUUAUUGGUGGUCUUGUCGGUACACUUGGCUAUGAAAUGGGUGAUGUCGUUCCCAGCGUACAAAGCCACCAUCCCGAUGCCAAAUUGGUUUACAUUGAAAAUAGUAUCGUCAUUGAUCAUUUCAGCGGUAAAAUGUACACUAUUUCCCUGUCUAAAGAGUUCCCGGCGCAUAUUACCCAAAUUAUUGACCAGUUACCGCUGAGCGAUCCACAAUUGCAAUGGCCAUCGGAGCUUCCCCCAAUGAAGUUCGAUAUCGACGUAUCUUCUGAUGAAUCCUAUCAAAGCGCAUUCGAUGCUUGCCAAGACUACAUGCAUCGCGGCGAUUCGUACGAAAUAUGCCUUACAAGACAGACGCAAGUGACACCCCAUGGUCCCUUGACACCAUGGAGAAUUUUCCAAACACUAGUGAGCCGUAACCCAGCACCAUUCGCCAGUUUUUUCGAAUUUCAAGAUUUGGUAGAUCUUCCACAGGAUCGCACACUGUGUCUAUUGAGCACUUCGCCAGAAAGAUUUCUCAAGUGGGACCACGAUACUUGUGAAUUGAGACCAAUUAAGGGCACUGUAAAGAAGAGCGACGAAAUGAAUCUACAGAUGGCUACAGAGAUUUUGAAAACCCCCAAGGAGUUUGGUGAAAACUUAAUGAUCUUGGAUCUAAUUCGUAACGAUCUCUACGAAUUGCUGCCGGACGUUCAUGUGGAAGAAUUCAUGUCCGUGGAAGAAUACCAAACCGUCUACCAGAUGGUAAGCGUGGUGCAAGCACAUAACCUCUCGAAAUCAAUAUAUUCCGGAUUAGAUGUUCUUAAACAUUCGCUACCACCAGGAUCCAUGACAGGUGCUCCUAAGAAGAUCACAGUACAAUUACUACACGAGCUCGAAGAGAGAAAGCGCCGUGGCGUAUACAGUGGUGUCACUGGCUACUUAUCGAUGAACAACCGUGCCGACUGGUCGGUGAACAUAAGAUGUCUCUACUCUUACAAUGGUGGUCUCCGUUGGAUGUGUGGAGCCGGUGGAGCCAUAACAGUGCUCAGUCAAGGGGAAAGUGAACUCGCAGAACUCAAUACAAAGCUCGACAGUGCUCUACAGUGCUUCACAAGAUCAGAAUAA